Molecule: messenger RNA, 801 nt
Organism: Hydatigera taeniaeformis
Lineage: Eukaryota; Metazoa; Platyhelminthes; Cestoda; Cyclophyllidea; Taeniidae
Source: the annotation of a GenBank genome assembly
AUGCAUCUCACUUCGAAUCUGGAUUUAGUAAAAAGCAAGGUCACUGAGUACUGCUGUUAUGGCUACUGCAUUGAUCUCCUUCGCCGGUUGGCUAACCCCACGGAUCCACAUGGGAACCCAACUCCAUUCACCUAUGAUCUUCAUUUGGUUGGGGAUGGUCAAAUGGGAGAGGAACAUGUAGUUACAAUGAACGAGACCAAAGUGUGGACAGGCAUUGUUGGUGAACUGACCAAUGGUAUGGCUGAUCUCUCCGUCGCACCUAUGACUAUAACCCCAGAAAGGGUUACGAGACUAGAGUUCACAAAGCCCUUUAAGUACCUCGGAAUCACAAUACUCAUCAAGAGGGAGCGAUCAAAAUCCAACUUAGCAUCGUUUCUCCAGCCUUUCGAAAGCACCCUCUGGGUCCUAGUCGGGGUCUCAGUUCAUGUAGUGGCCUUCUUCCUCUACCUUCUUGAUCGAUACUCAGCCAUCCGUUGUCUUCAUCGAGCUCGCCGCCAUAGAACGAAUAAUAGGAAUGCCACCGGUAACAGCAAAAACGGUUGCGAUAGCAAAGAAGAGGAAGAGGAAUUUAAUCUUGGCUCUUCUAUGUGGUUCACUUGGGGCAUUCUGCUUAACUCUGGCAUUGGUGACGAAACGCCUAAAGCGUUUUCAACGCGAGCACUGGGUAUGGUGUGGGCGGGCUUUGCGAUGAUCAUUGUCGCCUCCUACACUGCGAAUCUGGCGGCUUUUCUCGUGCUGGACCGACCGGAGGCGUCCAUUUCUGGAAUUGAUGAUCCUAGGGUGAGUAUUUUAUUGCUUUAA